AUGCUGAGAAAAUUUGUUACUAUUUUUCAUAUUUGCUUCAUAAUUACAUUGUGUCUUGGCAUAUCAAAGGCUUUGGUAAAUCCAGUCCAAUCACUGACAUAUAACCUACCUUCACCCACAAUCGUUCAAGAACGGGGCCUUACUCAUCGUGACAAUGUGGUUACUUAUACGACUACGAGCACUUCGUUUACAUCUAUUAUGCCGACUGAUACGACCAUACCGACUGAUACUCAUAAGCCAGACGAACCGUUUCAUUUGAGCUGGCCAAGUUGGAUGACAGAUGUUUUGUCCUACAUUUACAACGUAAUGGCUCUUGGAGCAAUCAUUGUGUUGUUUAUAAUUCUGGUAGAAAAGAAGAACCAUUCCAUCUCUCAAGGACAUUUCAGUCACCCUUCAAUAUACGACAUUUUUCGUGCAGCUCAGUUCCUCAUGACUACCGCUUUACUUUCUUUGCCCUGCCUUAGUUUGAGUUAUCGAAACUUUGCGUUCAAAAGUGGAUGGUUAAGUAGUUUACCACCAAGUUUUGUCGACAUUACGGCAAUAUCCAACGGGGUUGAUGAGCAGAUACGAGGGAAAGUGUGUAUCGUUUUCCAGAAUUGUUCGGAAAACACUGAUAGCGGAUGCAUGGAUAAUGUAACUCUACAUUCCGAUCUGCCUUUUUCUGGUUUCGCGGCUUUUGGACAAGCGCAAAAUGUUCCGGGCUACGAUCUAUUCUUCAUAGUUAUGCUAACGUUUUGCGCUGUCAUGGUAAUUGUAACUUGCAUUGCAUUUUUACUUGGUUUAUUGGCACGUUCAUGCAGAUCUCUAUGGGAAAAAUGGCCUACAUUGGAGAUCAUCGCAGACCACCUUUUUCUUUUUGUACUCGGUAAGUAG
Messenger RNA from Paraglomus occultum, 873 nucleotides. The record is from the annotation of a GenBank genome assembly. Lineage: Eukaryota; Fungi; Glomeromycota; Glomeromycetes; Paraglomerales; Paraglomeraceae.